Messenger RNA from Amaranthus tricolor (Joseph's coat), 2649 nucleotides. Its product is annotated as solanesyl-diphosphate synthase 1, mitochondrial-like. The coding region runs from base 284 to 1642 and encodes 452 amino acids. Gene Ontology annotation, cellular component: transferase complex. The transcript is spliced from 14 exons. Gene Ontology annotation, molecular function: prenyltransferase activity. Gene Ontology annotation, biological process: isoprenoid biosynthetic process; ubiquinone biosynthetic process. The record is from RefSeq and is a predicted model, not a curated record. NCBI's taxonomy places the organism in Eukaryota, Viridiplantae, Streptophyta, Magnoliopsida, Caryophyllales, Amaranthaceae.
AAAAAAACCCUUUUCUUGAACUUCUUCCUGCUCAACAAGUUCCAAUUUUUCCCAUUCUCAGUCGUCGUUAUUGAACACCUCCUUUCUAUCCCCUCUUCUCGUCGCUUUUUUCAUGCGCCGGAAAUUUCCCGACGUGUAACCACGACGCUUUUUUGAACUACUUUGUGGCCUUUAUUGGCGGUUUCCUGAUUCUUCUUUGUGCUCAACUUUUGCUGUUAAACGAUUAUCUUAUCAGCCGUUGCCGCCGAAUUGAUAAAGUUUUUGAGGCUAUUGUCUUAGAGAGAUGUUAUUUUUCCAAAGAUUUUCUCGGACUUCAAGGGUGGUGAGUGCAUAUCGAUGGUGUUAUUCUUGCUCAUCAGCUUCGAAUUCUGCAUUUUCGAUGUAUCACCAAUUGUUCAACUCUAAUGCGACAAUAAAUCCUCUUUUGACUUCUAAGUAUGAAACAUCUUGCAGUUUUCUUCAUGCAGCAAGACAUCAUGUCCAUCAUAGUGCCACAUCUACUAUUGAGCCGACUGCUGAAAGCACACAAGCGCUUGGGGAAGGAGGCAGCUGGGGUAGGCAAUCGGUCGGCGGCAGAGCUGUGGUGGACCAAUCAGAUCCAUUUUCCCUCGUUGCUGAUGAAUUAGCACUCGUAGCUGAUAGAUUGAGGUCAAUGGUGGUUGCAGAGGUCCCUAAAUUGGCAUCUGCUGCUGAAUAUUUCUUUAAAUUAGGAGUUGAAGGAAAGCGCUUCCGCCCAACUGUUUUACUGUUGAUGGGAACAGCUUUGAACAUGCCUGUAUCUAUUUCUUCAGCUGAUAGACUAUCGCCUGCUGUACCUGUUGUAGUAGUUGAUAACCUGGAAGCAGAACUUCGAAGAAGACAGCAGUGCAUUGCUGAGAUCACUGAGAUGAUACAUGUGGCUAGCCUUCUUCAUGAUGAUGUGUUGGAUGAUGCCGAUACAAGACGUGGUAUUAGUUCAUUAAACGCAGUCAUGGGCAAUAAGGUUGCAGUUUUAGCUGGUGAUUUCUUGCUCUCCCGGGCUUGUGUAGCUUUAGCCUCUUUGAAAAACACUGAGGUGGUAUCAUUACUAGCUACAGUAGUAGAGCAUCUGGUCACUGGUGAGACAAUGCAAAUGACAACGACAUCUGAACAGCGUUUAAACAUGCAGUACUAUUUGGAAAAAACCUAUUACAAGACAGCGUCAUUGAUCUCAAAUAGCUGCAAGGCCAUUGCUCUUCUUGCGGGGCAAACUACAGAAGUUGCAACGUUGGCUUUUGAGUAUGGGAAAAAUCUGGGGUUGGCGUAUCAAUUGAUAGAUGAUGUUCUUGAUUUCACGGGCACAUCCGCAUCACUUGGAAAGGGUUCACUUUCUGAUAUUCAUCAUGGAAUCGUCACAGCUCCACUGUUGUUUGCCAUAGAAGAGUUUCCUCAAUUAAGUGAAGUUGUGCAGCGAGGCUUCGACAACCCGGCAGAUAUAGAUCUUGCGCUUGAUUACCUUGGAAGAAGUCAAGGAUUACAAAGAGCGAAGGAUUUAGCACUGAAGCAUGCAAACCUUGCAGCAGAAGCUAUUGAUUCGCUGCCUGAAAGUGAUGAUGAGGAUGUUAGAAGGUCAAGGCGUGCACUCGUAGAUCUUACACAAAGAGUCAUAAAAAGAACUAAGUGAACAAAGAUUUUACUCUAAGCAAUUCAAAUUUACAAUUUUGCUCAAUUUAUGUAUAAUGGGGCAGUUCCAAGGGUACUGCUUUGCCACUAUUCUUUCUCGAGUUUGAUUAUGUUAUUUUGUAGCAAUUUUAUAAACAGAGGCUUGAGCUCGAGCAUGAAAAAUUGUUGCUGAAUUAUAAUGGACAGUAUUUUCAAUUGUACAACAGUAUAACCAGUGAAAGUAGCUUUCGAAAAUUGUUGCUCGUUGCUCCUAAAACCCCAUUAUUUUGUUUUAAGCAUAAACCUUUCAGCUUUUAAUUUCGUCUCCUUUUUUCCUUUUUUGUUAUGAAUUGGUGAGAAAGAGUAGCGUGAAUAAGCAAAAGAAGUAUAAUGUUUUGGGCUGUUGGUGUAGGAAAUAUAUUUAAGCAAUGCUUAGUUGUAGUGUAUAUACAGCCGAUCUUCUGGGAGAUGUCUCUUAAAGAGACGUCUCUUAGGCACAGUGCAUUAAACUUUAAUGUCCACGUACUAUAUCCUUAAUAUCUACUUACAGUAUCCUUAUUGUCUACUUACAAUAUAAUUAAUGUCCACCGAAAAAAGUACUUAAAAUGCUUAUUUACAAUUAGUGAUGGCCACGGUCCGGGUUGGGCCGGUUUCGGUUCCGGUUCCGGUUCCAGUUCCAUCUGAAAUCUAAUUCGAACGUUUUCGGUUGCGGGCGGUUCCAAACGGUUAAUAAGGCGGUUCCGGCGGUCCAACUCUCGGGUCGAACCAUCGGUUCCAUUCUUAUUUUUCCUUUAAAUAUAAUAUAAAAAUACUAUAAUAAUGCGGACGUACCUUUGAUGAUUACUUGAUUAUUAGUGAAAUUCAUUGCUUGUCAUCAUUAUUAAAAUAUUUACUAAAAAGAAGGAAAAAAUAAAUUAAUAAGAAACGAUAAAGAUGAUUAAUAAAAAAAGAGGGAGAAAAUGGACUUGAACCUAGUAUCCUGAAGGAAUACUAAGCUGCCUACGUAUCCCGAAGGAAUCAAAGCCCACG